Molecule: messenger RNA, 218 nt
Organism: Linum tenue
Lineage: Eukaryota; Viridiplantae; Streptophyta; Magnoliopsida; Malpighiales; Linaceae
Source: the annotation of a GenBank genome assembly
UAUUCACCACUACACUACAAAACAGAAAGAGUCGACUACUUAGAAAGCACGGCGUCGUUUGAUCCUGCAGCUCUUUCUUCUUCGACCAAGGUGAAAGGAAGCCCAGGUCGUCUUGUCCUUGAAGCUCGUCAUCAAUGGCUGCUCUCUGCAUCCUUCCUUCACAUGCCCCCUCAAGCUGGGAGAUACAUGUCAUGAACUCCCAGCUUGGAAAGAAGGAA